UAUGCGUAAUUGUAUGCCAUGCGUAAUGGUGCUAGAGGGUCAUGUUACAAAUACAUCGUUAUUUACCUGAAUUUAAUGACAAUGAAUCAUUGUGUUGUCAACAUUAUACAAUUGAGUCCUUUCCGACACAACAAAACAACCUCCUAACUAUUUUUGGUUAGGUCGCCAUUUUGGACACUUGAGACACCCAGCGAGCACACUGAUUGGUCGAUUACAUGCGGAGUCCUCAUACCUGGACACCCAUCCCGUGCUAAACGGCAAUAUUUCCACAGCAUGCGCUUGAUUAGGAUACUCAGUGAGAAAGGACCCCUUCUUAGACCACUCUUCAAGAGCCGCGCUCUUAUAAUGACAGCCCCAGAAAAACUCGUUGAUUUCUAGCGAGGGUGGUGCUAUUACGCACCAAACGAGUGUCCUAUCCAAUUAUCUGUAAACCCGGCUUGUGUUAUAAUUGAAUCCUUAUUCCCCAACCGGUUGUUAUGGAUGGAGGUCGAGAGAGGGGUUAGUUAGUGCCUGUUGCUCUUUCCUGGUGCAGCAUGUUGCACGGGGGGUCUCUCGCUUUAUCAGUCCUCAGGAUGGGCAAAUUGGAGGGAUUGAGGACGCUGCGCCGCCAACAAGAAUAAUUCACUCGUUUUCGGAGAGACGACACGACUAGCGGAUAUCUUGGCUCCACUAUGCAAUACGUUCGCCUGGGUCGAUAAUUUACGCUAUUUUUAGGAGCAGUUUGCAUUUAUUACAUGUGAAGUUCAAUGCUGGAAUAUAAUUUUUAGUACGGAAUGUUUUCUUGUGUUUGGAGCGUUUUUGUGUGUGAAGAACCUGCAGAGCAACUUUUGGAGCAAAUUACGCAUACGCAGAGGAUGGUGUUUUACAUGUAGAGUGAAAGUUUCGCUCUGCGCUCUGUUGGGUCAUUAUUGUAUUACAUUUUUGUAUGUUUUCUGCUUUGCUAACUAUAUUCAAGAACAAAAUAGGUUUAAAGUCCUGGACUGCAGGAGAAAUGGCCAGCGAACUGAAACCACGGCUUUGUAUCAUGACAAAGAGUGAGAACGGGUAUGGGUUUCACUUGCACGGUGAGAAGGGGAAGAACGGCCAGUUCAUUCGCAAAGUUGAGCCCGCGUCGUCCGCCGAAGCUUCGGGGCUGCGCCCGGGGGACCGUGUCAUUGAGGUGAACGGGGGAAAUGUGGAGAAAGAUACGCACCAUCAAGUGGUGCAGAGGAUCAAGGCGGUGGAGCAUGAGACCAGGCUGCUGGUGGUAGACCGGGAGACGGACGAGUACCUCCGCAGCCUGCGCCUCGUCUGCACCGAAGAGAUGGCUGUCCAUCUGGGGGACCCACCUCGGUGUCCCCUGCCUCACCCCCAGCCUCACCACCCCCUCCUCGCCCCCGGCCUCCUCGCACACAGCCAAGAGAGAGAACGGCUCUGUGUCCAAGCUGCCCACUACCCUGACCAGAGAGGUACCCAAGCCCACGCGAAGGUCUCCGUCGCGGGCCGCCAAGAAGGAGGCUCUGGCCCAUGUUAAUGCCCAUGCCCAGGUGGCGCGGACACCAGUGGACCCAUCGGAGCUGUUCCCCAGACUGUGCCAUCUGGUGCGGGCCGAGACUGGUU
This is a messenger RNA of Oncorhynchus keta (chum salmon), 1599 nucleotides long. RefSeq names its product Na(+)/H(+) exchange regulatory cofactor NHE-RF2-like. Gene Ontology annotation, molecular function: protein-membrane adaptor activity; protein binding. The record is from RefSeq and is a predicted model, not a curated record. Bases 926 to 1513 code for a protein of 195 amino acids. Gene Ontology annotation, cellular component: apical plasma membrane. The transcript is spliced from 3 exons. Gene Ontology annotation, biological process: protein localization to plasma membrane. NCBI's taxonomy places the organism in Eukaryota, Metazoa, Chordata, Actinopteri, Salmoniformes, Salmonidae.